CAUUUAUCUCUUUCUCCAUUUCUUCCAUUGUCAUCCAAAACAUAAUCCACAUCAGUUUAUGGAAGAUCAGUUUCCUAAAUUAAAAACCUUCUUCCCCAAGGAAUGGUCACCUUCUGCCUAUGGCUUAAUGGGAUCAAAAUCUUUGUCCAAUCCAAUCAUUUGGGAUGCUCUAUCAGGGACUGUAUGUCCCGAAGAUGGCAGUGUGGGAAGUUUCAAGCUUUUUAAACCAUCCUCCUCGCCAUCAUCACCAGAUAGGCUGCUUUCGAGUUCGAGCUCAAGUUCUUCAGCAGAUCAUGAUAAGGUGGCUGCAGGUGCCAGUUUGGUGAAUAACAUUUCUGGAUUCAUUAAACAGGAAGGUCUGUCAGGAUUCUGUUCUAUUCCUGAUGUGGUUUCUCUGAACUUCCUUGAAUCUUUUCCCGAGCUAAAUCAGCCUGCUCAGGUUUCUGAGCCGCCUUCUCCUCCUUCUUCAUUGUCAAAAUUCCCCAACUUGACUCUGUUUUUGCCUGAACCUGCCAUGUUUCAUCCUUCAAUACAGAGUGAAAGGCUAGCUCCGUCUCAAAAUCUCACAUUUCAAAUAUCCGAAACAGGGCAACAGGGCAACCAAUGGCACCACAUCAUCAGUCAGAAUUCUUGGAAUUUUCCAUCCAAGACUUUGAACAACCAUUUGCUUGGGGUCACCAAGACACAGCCAAUGAAGUACACAGGGAGAAGACUGCAGAACCAACAUGAAAAGGGCAGCUCUUUCUUGGCGCCUAGAAAGCUGUUCAGAGGGGUGAGGCAGAGGCAUUGGGGGAAAUGGGUGGCAGAGAUACGACUUCCAAGGAACAGGACAAGGGUUUGGUUGGGGACAUUUGACACCGCAGAGGAGGCCGCCAUGGCUUAUGACACGGCGGCCUACAUUCUCCGUGGGGACUUUGCAAACCUGAAUUUCCCAGAUCUUAAGCACCAACUCAAGGCCAAUUCUCUCAGCAGCACCACAGCCGCCCUUCUUAAAGCCAAGUUGCAAGCAAUUUCAGAGGGCAUUUCUACUGCCAAGAAGACAAAUUCUGACGAUCCACCAGCGGUUGAGAAACUCAAAGAUCUGAACCACAACUCAGCACAAAGAGGGGAUGAGGAGGUGAAUGAGAAUAGCAAGAUUCAGGAAGUAAUAUCAGAUGUGGAUCCUGUACAGUUGAGUAGAAUGCCUUCCUUAGACAUGGACAUAAUCUGGGAUGCUCUUUUAGUUUCAGAUUCAUGACUUGUACAUUUUUUUCUUUCUCAUAUUUUGAAUCAAAUGGAGUGAUUUUGCAUUCUGAUUCGAUGUUCAAUUCUCUGUAUAAUGCUUCUGGCUUAAUUUUUAGAGCUAUUUGAUUAAUUAAUUAAAAUUUCCUUU
Molecule: messenger RNA, 1372 nt
Organism: Rubroshorea leprosula
Lineage: Eukaryota; Viridiplantae; Streptophyta; Magnoliopsida; Malvales; Dipterocarpaceae
Source: the annotation of a GenBank genome assembly